Molecule: messenger RNA, 1353 nt
Organism: Ectocarpus siliculosus
Lineage: Eukaryota; Phaeophyceae; Ectocarpales; Ectocarpaceae
Source: the annotation of a GenBank genome assembly
AUGGCAGACUUCAACGACAGCGAAGCCAGCAUGAGCCCGAAGUCUACCGGCGAGGCUCUCUCGAGCUUCAAGCACGGCCUGAUGCUUCCUGGGGCCAUUCUCAAUAACAGCAGCGUGCUCAACGACGAGGAGUGCGGGCUAGCGACUAUGCUCUGCGAGCAGCACCAGGCGCACCUGAUGGAUGGGUGGCCCAUGCCCGGGACCGACGACGACAAGAAGCACGCGUUUUUCAAACAGGUGCAAACUCUUCACGACACGUACCCUGCCCAAGGCGGACUGGCGACGUACAUAGAGAGAGCCAAGGACCUCCUCACAGCCUCUCAGGAGGGAAGCAACCCACUUUCUGGGUGGAAACCAAGCGUGCCCGAAGGGCAGCGGCUGGAACUGGGUAGCGAGCACUACGACGCCCUUGAGAAGGAGGGGCUGGACCAGGUGAAACAUUGCGGGUUCGUGCUCGUGGCAGGAGGGCUGGGGGAGCGGCUGGGGUACGGGGACAUCAAGCUGCGCCUUCCGAGCGAGUCGUGCACAAUGACGACGUAUCUGCAGCUGUACAUCGGGCAGAUCCUUCACCUGCAGGCGAGGUACGGGGACGGGAGAAAAUUCCCUCUGGCCAUCAUGGUCAGCGAUGACACAAGGGACCGCACCCAAGAGAUGCUCGAGCAGGGUGGUUGGUUCGGAAUGGAGGAAGGCCAGAUCACGCUCAUGAAGCAGGAGAAGGUGGCAGCUAUCCAGGAUUCCACCGCGGCCCUGGCGCUCGACCCGGAUGACCCGUUCACGAUACUCACCAAGCCUCAUGGGCACGGCGACGUGCACGCCCUGAUGCACAGCAGUGGGACGGCCAAGAGGUGGAAGGACACAGGCUGCAAAUGGGCGGUCUUCAUGCAGGACACAAACGGCCUUGCACUUCACACGCUGGCGCCCGUCUUGGGCGUGAGUAAAUCCAUGGAGCUAGAGGUGAACAGCAUGGCGGUGCCGCGCAAAGCCAAGCAGGCGGUGGGGGGCAUCGCCAAGCUCACCCACGACGACGGCCGUCAGAUGACGUUGAACGUGGAGUACAACCAGCUAGACCCGUUGCUUCGUGAAGGGGAUGGUGCCGGAGACGUGAACGAACCCAAUACCGGUUUCAGCGCCUACCCCGGCAAUAUCAACCAACUUGUUUUCGCCCUCGACCCCUACAGCAAGGUUUUGGAAGAGACGCGCGGCAUGCUCGACGAGUUUGUGAACCCCAAGUAUGCUGACGCAAACAAGAUGGCGUUCAAGAAACCCACCCGCCUGGAGUGCAUGAUGCAGAGCUGGCGAGAGUUGAACCUGUCGGUGGUUGUUAUGAACCUUCGGUGCAUAGGAGGGUGGUGA